Aphanomyces astaci is the source of this 5636-nucleotide messenger RNA. RefSeq lists its product as hypothetical. The coding region runs from base 100 to 5451 and encodes 1783 amino acids. Gene Ontology annotation, biological process: protein import into nucleus; RNA export from nucleus; post-transcriptional tethering of RNA polymerase II gene DNA at nuclear periphery. Gene Ontology annotation, cellular component: nuclear pore; nuclear pore cytoplasmic filaments. Gene Ontology annotation, molecular function: structural constituent of nuclear pore. The record is from RefSeq and is a predicted model, not a curated record. The transcript has a single exon. NCBI's taxonomy places the organism in Eukaryota, Oomycota, Saprolegniomycetes, Saprolegniales, Verrucalvaceae.
AGGAAUUUGCAUUUUUUCUAUUAUUGUAUACAAAUUCCAAGUUCAACGUCAAAACGCAGAUAUAAUUGAACGAACGGUUGUCGAGCUAUUCUUCAAAGCAUGUUUGGCGGCCAACAACAGCGGACAGGCUUUGGCUUUGGCGCCGCGGCCAGUGCGCCAGCCUUCGGCUCUCAGCCCUCCACAGGCGGAUUCGGUGGGUUUGGAACUGCAGCAACUGCACCCAACGCAUCACCAUUCGGUGCUCCAGCGGCUGCGGCCUCUCCAUUCGGCGGAGGGGCCAACACCACGCCGGCAUUUGGUUCCUCGUUUGGAGCCCCAUCCGCCACUACGAGCGCAUUUGGUGCGCCAGCUUCAGGUACGCCUGUGGGCUUUGGUGGGUUUGGAUCGACUACAACGACUACGUCCUUUGGUGCACCUGCUCAACCGGCGGCAAGUCCAUUCGGCGCUCCUGCUGCUCAACCUGCCGCCAGUCCGUUUGGUGGCGGUAUGUUCGGAGGAGCUGCCGCAGCCAAGCCUUCUGGUUUCGGCGGCUUUGGUGCGGCUUCUCCAGCGGCUACCCCGUCAGCCUUUGGAACCACAACAUCGGGCUUUGGAGCCCCCGCGACCAACGCGUUCGGCGGUCAGUCAACCUUGGGUGGAGGGGGGUUUGGUGGAACUGCGUUUGGAGCACCUGCCGCCGCCCCUGCGUCCGGAUUCGGCAGCAAUCCGUUCGGACAGCCCACGCCAGCCACGACCGGUGCGUUCGGCGCGCCGGCGGCCCAAACCGGUUUCGGAGGCUUUGGGGCUGCACCGGCGACUGGACAAGCCCUUGUGGGCACCGGUCCGCCUGCCAGCUACAAGCCAACGUCGGAACAAGAAACCGAAAAGGGCAAGAUGACCACAGUGCACUUUCAGUCCAUUUCGAAGAUGCCCGAGUACCAGCACAAGUCGGCGGAAGAGCUGCGAUGGGAAGAUUAUUUGAAACGAACGGACCCAGCAGCCGCGCAGGCGCAGGCCGCCCUCGUCCCCAACACGGGGGGAGCGGCCCCCGCCGCCACCAACAUGUUUGGCCAGCCGUCGACGACGGCAGCGUCUGCUUUUGGGAAGCCCCCGCUCGGAGGCGGAUUUGGCCAAGCAGCUGCUCCAGCCACCGGCGGCUUUGGCGGUGGGUUUGGAGCUCCGGCGGCCCCCAGUGCAUUUGGUGGAGGAGGGGGAUUUGGUAGCUCCAACACGUCGUUCGGGGCCCCCGCCGCGGCGCCCACCACCACCUCGUUUUCAUUCGGAAACAAUGCCGCUGCCGGUACUGGUACGGGAGGUGGAUUUGGUGGGUUUGGGGCAACCCCGAGCAACGCUUUUGGAACCCCUUCGACGACUGCUGCUUCGACGACGACAGGGGGGGGCUUUGGGGGCUUUGGGCAACCGGCGGCCCCAGCGACGACAAGUGCCUUUGGAGCCCCCCAAGCCACCACCACCACGGGGGGGUUUGGGGGUUUUGGCGCCAAACCGGCGACGACAAGUGGUGCCUUUGGAACAACCACUGGGGGAUUUGGAGGCUUUGGGAGUGCGCCGGCCGCCACGCCGGCGACGACGACGACUGGCGGCGGAUUUGGCGGCGGAUUUGGAUCGACCCCGUCGUCUGGGUUUGGCGGCGGGUUUGGGAAACCGGCGGCAGCCGCGCCGUCUGCAUUUGGGAGCUCGUUUGGCAGUACACCCGCCGCCGCGACGGGUUCGUCGGCGUUUGGCGGAUUUGGAUCAACGAGCAAUGCAUUCUCGCUCAACACAUCUGCCCAGCCAGGAGGAGCGGCGGCGUCAAGUGCGUUCAACUUUGGCAAGCCGGCUUCCACGGCGACCCCGAGUCUAUUUGGGUCGGCUGCCACGUCAUCGUUCAUGCCAUUUGGGUCUUCGUCGUCGUCGGCUGCCCCGUCUAGCUUUGGGACCACAGCGGCCAACACGGCAACCAACGCCGGGAUGUUUGGGGGGGGUAGUUCAUUUGGUGGGGGGGGCUUUGGGGCUCCUGGUGGUACCACCACCGCCCAACAACAACAGCAACCCACGACGUUGUUUGCCGGGCACGACACGAAUCCGUACGGAACGGGGUCAUACGGCGCCGGGUUGAUUGAAAAACAGAUUCAAACCACACUCACAUUGCCAGUCCCGACGUCCGGCGCGGCCAGCUCCCAGUCGUCGUUGUUUCCGGCUUCGUUGUCGGUCUACGGUGGUACCGCCGCGACCCGGGACGAUCGACCGGUGAAGCCGAUUACGACCGCGGCAGGGCUUCGCUUCCACCCAUCCCCCGCUUCUACUGCCGCGGCGACUCGGGCGGCGCUGUCGUCGCUGGAAACUCCCACGGCCGAUAGUACAACAACUACAUCCAGUAGUAGCAGUAGCUUUGCCACGUCCAAGUUUAAGAGCCUCGCGACCAAACAGUUGACAAUCAACACGCCGCCCCCCAAACUCACACGACCUACAGACAAGCCCCAAGUCAUCCCGGAAGCCAUCACUUUGACGUUUGUCGUGUCCAGUGAUAGCUCCUCUUCCCCUUCCCGCCCCAUCCGGUGGACGGGGGACGCCGACACGACGCUGGACGCGGUGUGGCCUGUCGUGGCAAGCCAAGUCAAGCCGGCCAAGCUCGUGCGGUGGCGUCAGAGCGACGGCGCCCCCCUCUCCCUCGACGCGACGGUCGGGUCUGUGGAUACCUCGGCGCCGAUCGAGGUGGAUGUGGUCGAUACGUCGGCUGGCGGCCCCCACGUCCCCGCCGCCGCCUCGUCUUCAGAUUUGUCGUUUGACAGGUUUUACGAAAAGGAGGUGGAGAAAGAAUCGGCGUGCCAUGCCGUCAACCCGCUGGCGCCCGUGCUGACCAAAGAAGGGUACUAUACCCUUCCCGACUAUGACACGCUGUGCACGUUGUCGACGGGCGACUUGAAAGCUGUCGAUCACUUUGUUGUGGGGUGCAAAGGCAUGGGCUGUGUCCAGUGGUACGGCAGCACGGACGUAACCGGACUCAACUUGGACGAGCUCGUGCUAUUUGCACCGAAAGAAGUGAUUGUAUACCCCAAUGAAGACGACAAGCAUCCGCUCGGCGAAGGACUCAACAAGCCCGCGCUCGUGGAACUGCUGCACAUUUACCCACCAGACGACCCCGCCAAACGCGCAGCCUAUGUGAACCGCGUGAAGGCUCGUACAGACCACAUGGACGCCACAUACGUCGACUACCAGCCCGAUGCCGGCGUGUGGAAGUUCAAAGUCGAGCAUUUCAGCCGGUAUGGGUUUGACGACGACGAAGACGACGAAAACAGUCACCAUAUGACGACGGAGAAUCCCCCCAAUACGUUGCAAACGAUGGCCGCCAAGCUCAAGUUGAACCCAGCGCGCCUGCAUCAGCUCCAAGCAUUGUACUUGAAGCAAACGAUUCCCCAUGCUGCCCCGGUCUCGAUGACCACGGACAUGCAAGAAGAGGACAUUGGGAAAUCGCCAUCGAUUUUUGGAUCGUUCCCAUUGAGUGAACGACCUGCGGCCUCCACCUCCUUGUCCUCGGCUACACAUCCGACUCGUUUGGUGGUGGUGGAACCCGUGACGCCCCCGCCCCCCGCGCCUGCCGCCCCCAGACGAUACGCGGUUCCUCCCCCUUCUCGUCAACAAGGGUCGCCUACGUUGGCACUUUGGAACGGCCCCAACACGUCGACAUUGGACAUGGGGAUCUCCUUCGGCCGUUCGUUCCGAGGUGCGAGUUUCGGUCCGUCUGGUCAAUUGGUGGUCGUGACGCGCCACCGUCACGUCCGGGUGUACGCGCACCCGAUCGCGACCCCCGCGACGGCCGACUCUCUGCCGCUUUUGGCCGUCCAUCAAUCGCUGUCCAAGACCAACGACUAUCACGUGACACUCCCAUCCGACCUCUCGGCUCACGUCCACGAAUAUGCCGACAAUGCCGUGGCGGCCACGUCAAUGUGGCAGCUGGUCGUGGCGCUGUACGGAUUGGAACCUCCUCGUCCAGAUGACGACCGAGGAGGCAGAAGUACCCGCGGCCACCCCUCGGAGCAUCCGCCGCUGUCCCCUAGCCAACGCGACGAGUUCAUCUCUCGGUGGUUCGAACGCGCUAUCCGCCGCCGCCACCACCCCCUCCCCCCUUCACAGUCCAAGCCCACGUCAGAAAAGACCGUGUUGCAAGCGCUGCUGCAGCACAACGUGGUGGCGGCGGCCCAGCGCGCGAUGGCUCAAGGCAACGCGCACCUGGCCAUGUUGGUCGCCCAAGCAUCUUCGUACAACGGAAGCUCGUUUCGCCAGCAAUUGGAGUCGCAGUUGAGUCAAUGGGAAGACCAAGCCGCGUCCAGACAUGUGGACAAGAGUCUUUUGGAAGUGUACAGCAUCUUGGCGGGCAAUGUCGGCGUCGUGACCAAGCGCGCGACGUCGCCUUCUUGUUCGAUGGACUGGAUUCAAAUGCUGGCACUCGUGCUGUGGUACCACAAAGGACCGACGAGUCUCCCCAACGCCCUUGGCGUGUACCACUCCUUUGUGCAGCAAGGAUGGGCUAAACCUGCCGUGGACACCGCCACCAUGAAGCCCGACGUGCUGUUUGAGCUCAUGCAGCUGUACUGCGAUGCCAAGACGUCGCUCACGUCGGUGCUGUCGGCUCUUCCCGACGACAUUGCGUGGCACUUGAAUGCGCUCUUGUCGUCCGUGCCUAGUCAAUCGCUGCGCUUGUCCCCCAAAGCUCACACACUCCUUACGCGGCACUAUCUGAGCCAUCUCGUCGCCGACGACCAACACAUUUCCCACGCGCUGUACGUAGCCAUGACCCUUGAAAACGACGUCGAGCGGCAAGCCACGGCCAGAGCCAUCCUGGAGCGCCACAUCACGGCCAGCACCCCCCUGGAACCCCUGGAGGCGAUCGUGCCAUCGACGUGGAUCCAACACGCACUGGCGUUGCAUGCGCUGGCUGAACAUCAGUACCAAGCCGCUAUUGAGCACUACCUUCGCGCUGGCGACUGGUCUCGUGCCCACGACGUGUUGAUUGAGCACGUGGUAUUUCCCGCCCUCUUUCGCCAAGACACGGGGGGAGUGCUCGAGGUGCUGGAGGGGUACCUGGAGCCGCAUUCAUUUGAGAUUGCACACUGGACUAAGUAUGGCCAAGUGGUGCUGAGCUAUUUGCGGUUGCGCAACAGCCGAGAGGGCGCAACGGUGGAAGACGUGGUGGCGUUGGGCGACCAGCUGCUACUGUGGCAAGCCAACCCCCUCCAUGUGUUGUCGGACAACCCGACGGAAGCGGCGGCGGUGGCGCGGGCCUGCUUGAGCAGCAUGCUCACGUACACGACAGAAGUGGCGCUGCUACUUCACCCCCCGCCAUCGCUCUCGGCCGACAGUGGACGCCAUGGUGUAUGGCUGCUGGACCGAUUGCAAGCGUUUGUGCAGCCAGACUGUUUUGGCGAAGCGUUUCGCGCAAAGUUGCUGGUGCGAGCAUGUGCCACAUUUGAUUGAAAGCGUGCAUUUUAGUCGUAGUACCCGAGCAUAACAAAAACGUUUACAAUGCACUUCUGUUAAUCGAAUUCAACACACGGGUUGUCGUGGUGUCGAGACGAAUUGUGGUGGUUCCGACACUGUGCAAGCAAUACAGUACAAUAAUAGUAUUAAUAAUAUCAAUCGUUAUUAAUAAUAUCACCAGA